Messenger RNA from Ictidomys tridecemlineatus (thirteen-lined ground squirrel), 786 nucleotides. RefSeq names its product protein-L-isoaspartate O-methyltransferase domain-containing protein 2. Gene Ontology annotation, molecular function: protein-L-isoaspartate (D-aspartate) O-methyltransferase activity. Lineage: Eukaryota; Metazoa; Chordata; Mammalia; Rodentia; Sciuridae. Gene Ontology annotation, cellular component: cytoplasm. The record is from RefSeq and is a predicted model, not a curated record. Gene Ontology annotation, biological process: protein modification process.
AUGGGCAGUGUGGUGAGUGCUGGAGAGGACAAUGAUGAGCUGAUUGAUAAUCUGAAGGGAGCCCAGUAUAUCCGGACGGAACUGGUAGAGCAGGCUUUCAGAGCUAUGGAUCGUGGAGAUUAUUAUCUUGAAGAGUUUAAAGAAAAUGCCUACAAGGACUUGGCAUGGAAGCAUGGAAACAUUCACCACUCCGCCCCAUGUAUCUACUCAGAGGUGAUGGAGGCUCUGGAUCUGCAGCCUGGGCUCUCAUUUCUGAACCUGGGCAGUUGCACUGGCUACCUCAGCUCCAUGGUGGGCCUUAUUCUAGGUCCUUUUGGUGUGAACUAUGUGGUGGAGCUACAUUCAGAUCUUAUAGAGUAUGCAAAGCAGAAACUGGACUUCUUCAUCAGAACAUGUGAUAGCUUCGACAAGUUUGACUUCUGCGAGCCCUCUUUUGUUAGUGGCAAUUGCCUGGCGAUUUCCCCAGAUUGUUCUCAGUAUGAUCGGGUGUACUGUGGAGCAGGUGUGCAGAAAGAACAUGAAGAGUACAUGAAGAGUCUUCUCAAGGUUGAAGGAAUUCUGGUCAUGCCCCUGGAGGAGAAGUUGACCAAGAUAACGUGCAUAGGCCCUUUUGCUUGGGAAACCAAAAAGAUUCUGCCUGUUUCCUUCGCUCCUCUGGUCCAGCCCUGCCACUCAGAGUCAGGAAAGUCCAGACUUGUUCAGCUACCACCAUUGGCUGUCCGCAGCCUCCAGGACUUGGCCCGCAUUGCCAUCAGGGGCACCAUCAAGAAGGUCAUUCAUCAGAAA